UGUCAUGUGUCACACUGAAAUCUUGACCUAGGAUUUUUUGCAUUUUGGAUUUAUUGUACAAAAGCAAUGAAAUAUAAUAAUAAUUAUUAAUGGAAUAAAAGGAUUAAAUAUCAAAUUUAAAAUGCUUAGUCGUCAUAUUUGGUGUGCAGUAGAACUAACUCACAAUUGCCACCGUCCCUUGCUGAAGCAAACCUCGAAUCCGUUCUUGAGUGCCCGCAUUCAGUUCAGAAAUGCCUUCCACAACAGACGAUCGGCGAGAAGGCCGCGCGUGGAAGAAGAUCUAGGACCUUUUCAUAUUGAAUCUGGACCACUAGACAGUAAAAGUCUCUUUCGACCUUUGCUGUUCACAGUAGGGGUGUCGACUGCCAGUGUGGUGGGAUGUGCAAUUUGGGAAUAUGAAAAACUCCGCUCUCACGCAGCCUCAGUGUUCCGACGGCCCGGCAACUGGCUUAGUGUACAUCAGAAAAAAAUUAUAUCACAGUUUAAGUCUGAGCCUGGACCUAUAUCAAAAUGGUGGUCAUCAUUGAAGGAAAAUGAGAAAGUAUUCUACCCAAUAUUUGCUCUCAACUGUCUAGUGUUUGCUGCAUGGAGAGUGAGAUCCUUACAACCAGUAAUGGUCAAAUAUUUCUGCUCAAAUCCUGCUAGCUCUGCCAAAUGCUUACCCAUGGUGCUGUCAACGUUCAGCCACUAUUCCCCCCUGCACUUGGCCGCCAACAUGUAUGUGCUGUACAGCUUCAUGCCAGCUGCGGUGGCCACGCUCGGGAAGGAGCAGUUUGUCAGCAUGUACCUGAGUGCGGGCGUCGCUAGCAGCUUCGCCAGUUUCCUCUACAAAGUUGUGUCCAAACAACCCGGGCAUAGUCUUGGUGCUUCUGGCGCAAUAAUGGCAGUGUUGUCGUAUGUGUGCGUCCAAUAUCCUGACACUAAACUAAGCAUCAUCUUCCUGCCGAUGUACACAUUUGCUGCUGGCUCGGCUAUAAAAGUGAUAAUGGGCGUAGACCUGGCCGGAGUGCUAUUCGGGUGGAAGUUCUUUGAUCACGCCGCACAUUUGGGAGGCGCUGCUUUUGGCAUUGUUUGGAGCUAUUGGACGAGUCAAGAGAUCUGGGGCAACCGCGACAAGUUCCUGCAGUAUUACCACACAAUACGAACAAACGAUACUAGUAGGUAGCAAUAGCUAAAUUUAGCCACAUUCUGAAUCAAAGAAUAACAUUACCUACACGGAAUUGCAAUGUUAAUUUCAAAGUUCUAAUUAAAUUCAAGGUUUUUAGAUUCCUAAUCAAAUGUAAGAAUGGCAGAGGGCCUACAGUGGCAUUCCGUUCUUAUUUACCUAUUUUGUUAAACUAUGACAAGAUAAUUUUAUAUAGAAAAUGGAUGUAAUAAAUGUUUAGUUGUUCAA
Plutella xylostella (diamondback moth) is the source of this 1393-nucleotide messenger RNA. It is a transcript of the gene rho-7, whose product is annotated as rhomboid family intramembrane serine protease rho-7. Gene Ontology annotation, cellular component: membrane. Gene Ontology annotation, molecular function: serine-type endopeptidase activity. Lineage: Eukaryota; Metazoa; Arthropoda; Insecta; Lepidoptera; Plutellidae. The record is from RefSeq and is a predicted model, not a curated record.